AUGGCCACAUGCGUUAGGAGGCAGGGGGAGUCGAUCGUCGACCUGACAUGGGUCACUCCCUCUGCUUCGAGGCUGGUAAGCGGGUGGAGGGUACUGGCGGAGAUCGAAACCAUAUCUGACCACAGAUAUGUGGAAUUCUCCGUCGGUGCCUUCCCCCGCGAGGUGAUCGAGCGCCGCCGAAACAGGGAGGCUGUCUCUCAAAGAUGGGCCCUCAGGAAGCUAGACCAAGACGCGUUUCUGGCCGCAGUCGAGGCGGCCCUGAUGGUUAGAGGAGAGGAAAGUAGGGGGGACCAGGAAGGAGAAAGGGCAUGGCUGCACAAGACAAUAAUCAAUGCUUGCGACGCGGCCAUGCCCAGAAUAAAGAGAAGGUCCCCCCGAAAGACAUACUGGUGGUCGGAAGAAAUCGCCGAAGCAAGACAAGCCUCCGACCACGCAAGAAGGAAAGUUUAUAGGAGGAAAAAGCUCGAGCGGUUAGACCCCGAGGGGUAUCAGGACGCGUGGGACAAUUACAAGGAAAAGAGGGAUGACCUACGCGUCCUGAUACGGAGGGCAAAGGCGAGAGCCUGGGACGAAUUGCUCUCCUCCCUGGACGAGGACCCAUGGGGCGCCCCUACCGCAUAG
Molecule: messenger RNA, 621 nt
Organism: Nylanderia fulva
Lineage: Eukaryota; Metazoa; Arthropoda; Insecta; Hymenoptera; Formicidae
Source: RefSeq, a predicted model, not a curated record